Coprinopsis cinerea okayama7#130 is the source of this 669-nucleotide messenger RNA. RefSeq lists its product as hypothetical. The coding region runs from base 1 to 669 and encodes 222 amino acids. The transcript has 2 exons. Lineage: Eukaryota; Fungi; Basidiomycota; Agaricomycetes; Agaricales; Psathyrellaceae. The record is from RefSeq and is a predicted model, not a curated record.
AUGCCGGCCCAACAAACCAAAACACGCCAUCGCCUCACCUACACCCUAAAAUCUAAACCCCGCCAAUACGCCUACUUCCACAUCUACCACGGGGCCUCUCCACCUCACGAACAAUUAGGCUCUCUAGCCGACAUUUACGUCCAACGACGUCGUCCGUCUUCGGAGCUCCUCGACUCUCAAUCCGGAAUUACCGCAAACGAAGGAGAAGGCGACGACACGCUCGCAGUUUACGCGAAGCUGGAAGGAGGCUGGUGUAGAUGGAUCAACCACGACGUCAGACUCUUCCACCCCUUGCCGAGAACAUGCGGAGGCGGACCGCGUGUCCUCGGCGUCACCACCAAACACUGCUUCAGCUGGAUCCCAGUAGAGAAACACGCGUCUCAUUUAGGCACCUACAACUCCAUUGAAGCCGAAAUCAAGGCCUACCUCAAUCAAUCGUCAAUACCGUCGAAGCCAAAACGCACCCGCUUUCGCAAUCUUGGACCGGAUUCCGAAUGCUUUCGAUCCUCAACUCCACCGAAGGUCAUUCCCUCGACAACCACCGGUUUCUCAGCACAGCACCCACCUUGCAUGGCGGUGGUUCCCCCAGCCCACCCGAACGUAUCACGCACUCCGUCUGCACCCAACGUCGCCGGUCCCAACCUGACCAACUGUUUACAGUUGUGGUAA